Messenger RNA from Momordica charantia (bitter melon), 1582 nucleotides. Its product is annotated as putative protein phosphatase 2C 23. The record is from RefSeq and is a predicted model, not a curated record. Gene Ontology annotation, biological process: protein dephosphorylation. Lineage: Eukaryota; Viridiplantae; Streptophyta; Magnoliopsida; Cucurbitales; Cucurbitaceae. Gene Ontology annotation, molecular function: protein serine/threonine phosphatase activity.
CACGUCGUGAUAUCGGAGGACAACGGUUGGGUUUUCGUCGGAAUUUACGACGGAUUCAACGGCCCUGAUGCCCCUGAUUACUUACUCGCCAAUCUCUACACCGCUGUCCUCAAAGAACUCAAGGGUUUGAUUUGGAAUGAUAAAUUCGAUUCAACUGCAACUUCAUCUUCUAUGAACUCAUCCAACUCUGCUUCAGUUGAGGAAGACGAUGGAACCCAUGUGAAAAAUCAGUCGGCGGGAAAUGGGGUUGUGAAUUUGGAAGCUGAUUCGGGGAGGAAMAAAGAGAGAGUUUACAGUACCAACUAUAGGACGAGUCAGCUAAUGAAGAAGGCCGAUCAGAAUCCUAAGGAUUGGAAAUGUGAAUGGGAAAGGGAAAGGUUGGAAUUCGAUGGGAAGUUUGACAAUAGACAAUUAGAUCACCACCCGUUAUGGGAUGAAUCAGCAGCAAUCAAUCAUUCUGAGGUGUUGAAUGCUCUGUCUCAAGCAUUGAGAAAGACAGAGGAAGCAUAUCUACAGAAUGCAGACAAGAUGGUUACUAGAAAUCCAGAGUUAGCUCUCAUGGGUUCUUGUGUUUUGGUUAUGUUGAUGAGAGGAGAAGAUGUGUACUUGAUGAAUGUAGGAGACAGCCGCGCCAUUGCAGCGCAGCAACUCGAACCGGAUUUUGGGAUUGGAAAACCCUAUAGAGACUUUGAGAGAAUCAAUGAAGGAACUCUGCGAGUAUUUGAAUCCUCUAAUGGAGUUGAGUUUGAAAGAUUACCAACCUUGGCUUCCCAGCUCACAAUGGAUCAUAGCACGUAUACAGAGGAGGAAGUUCAGAGGAUCAAGAAUGCUCAUCCCGACGACGCUUCUGCAAUUAUGAACGACAGGGUGAAAGGUUACUUGAAAAUCACUCGUGCUUUCGGAGCUGGCUUUCUCAAACAGCCAAAGUGGAAUGAUGCCCUGCUAGAGAUGUUCAGAAUAGACUAUGUGGGAAACUCACCCUACAUCACCUGUGAUCCAUCACUCUGCCAUUAUAAACUCAGCCCAACAGACAGAUUCUUGAUAUUGUCCUCUGAUGGACUCUACCAGUACUUCACCAAUGAAGAAGCUGUUUCUCAAGUUGAGUCCUUCAUUGCUUCUUUCCCUGAAGGAGAUCCUGCUCAACAUCUCAUUGAAGAAGUAUUGUUCCGAGCAGCUAAAAAAGCUGGAUUGGACUUCCAUGAGCUGCUCGAUAUCCCACAAGGGGAGCGGCGGAAGUACCACGACGACGUUUCGGUAAUCAUCGUUUCAUUCGAAGGAAGAAUUUGGCAUUCAUUGAUGUAAAUAGAGUUACUAGCCAAUAGAAAUCAAGAUAACAGAAGGUUGGGCAAUUAAUUCUGCCAUUUAUUUCAUUUAUUCUUCCCUAUUCUCACACAUAUGCAAUCAAAUGAAUCUCUCUCUUGUUCAUCCUUUAACAGAGAGAGAGUGUAGAGUUGUUCAGGCCCCUGUGUUCACCCCAACCGUGUGUGUGUGUUGCAUCAAAUACCAAUAUUUUCCAAAGCAGAACUGUUUGGAAAAUUUCAACAAUUUUGUUCAAUCUAAUAAAUCCUCAGCAGGUUUUGCA